UAUUUUCAAUGUUUCAAUACAUUAAUGCAACUCUCACACAAAGACGGCCAUUAGAAUCCACCAUCUUCCUUGCUUUGUGUUUCAAGGCCGGUCUUUGUUUCUAUAUAUUCAUCAGUUUUGGUUUCAGCUAGCUUUAGCUAACACAUAGCUAAAGCCAUAGCCGCCUCUAUAGUCUGUCUCUCUCUCUCUCUCUCUCUGUUCAGAGCUUUUGUGGAUGUUGGGUUUCUGAGACUUGCAGGAUUUUGAUUUUUCUAAAUCCAGUAAGAUGUUCAGUUAAAGAUUCAAGCUUUUUGGUUCUUUGAGGUGUUUGGGCAUCUGGGUUUGGAUUGGUUUUUGUUGUUUUGAUUGGUAGGAGCUUGUCUUUAAUCAUUUGGAUCUUGAAGAUUUAAUUUUGUGUAUCAUGAGUUUGAGGUUCUGAAUUCUUGGUAUUGAGUGAAUGGUUGUGGAUUAGACUUGGUUUGUAUGCAGCAGUUUGGAAAGGCUCAUUCUGAUAAAGAAGAAAGUUAGCAGUGACUUUGAUCUUGAUUCUGUUGUUUGUACUUUGUAGAGUUUGGUUGGAUUUUGAAGUGAUGGUGGUCUGAUCAUGCGUAUAUAAAGGGUAUGGAGUAGUUGAACUUGUAUUAGUCAUCUGCGGGAUAUUUAUAUUUGGAAGUACAUAUGGCUCCUGGAGAAUGUGAAAAGGUCUGUGGUGAUAAGAAGAAUAGAAGGUUAUAGAGAUGCUUUCUUAUCGUUUCAUUGAGAAAAUGGAAAUUGCACAUUAUAUUUUGUUGAGAAUGGCAUUAAGUAUGUUGAGUUUGUUGCUGUUGAUACAAUUGCCGGCAAUCCCUGCCUCUGCUUUCGUCCUACAGCCGGAGGUUUGUAAGGACCAGUUUGCUUAUACGAAUUCUAAUGGUCAGGACUUGUUUUACAUAAAUGGGGAUUCAGUACAGAAAUUUUUAUACUGUGAUUCUCUUCAAAAAUACUAUGCAAAUGGUUGCAUGUUGGAGGGCGACAUUGGAAGAAGAUAUUGUGGACUGGUCCUUUCACUAGUUGAUUUUUCCUUCAAAACAGCAAGAAAACUUAUGCAUAACGAGCCCAAGGAUGGAUCCCCUAUCCAUCAUGGAAAAGACUUAUAUAUGUUCACGACCAAAACAGUUGGAAUCGCAGCAAGUGGAGCGUUGUUGGUGUGUUGUGUUUUCCUUUGUCCCUGCUUCUAUAAGAAAAGGAGAGAAACUGCUCACAAUGCUCUUGCUAAGGACACAAAUUCAAUGGAUAAUUCACCUUCUUUUGAAGUGAAACCCCAUGCCGCUGAAAAGAUAUCAGCCAGUCCACACCGUGUACCACCUAGUCCUAGAUAUACAGCCAGUCCACAUCGUGUACCACCUAGUCCUAGAUAUACAAACUCUCCAAAACUAAGUAGACUUGGUUCUGUUUAUCUCAAUUUGAGUCAGAUUGCCAGGGCAACCCGCAACUUCUCAAAAUCACAACUUAUAGGUGAAGGUGGUUUUGGAACUGUCUACAAAGCUCGGCUGGCUGAUGGCCAAGUUGUUUCUAUAAAACGUGCAAAGAAGGAACUCUUUGAGAAUUUGCAAACCGAAUUCAGUAGCGAAGUUGAUCUUCUGGCCAAAAUUGAUCAUCGGAAUCUUGUAAAGCUACUAGGUUAUGUGGAUGAAGGAAAUGAACGACUUAUCAUCACAGAGUAUGUGCCGAAUGGUAAUCUUAGAGAACAUCUGGAUGGUCAGCUUGGGAAAGCCUUGGAGUUCAAUCAGCGACUUGAAAUUGCCAUUGAUGUUGCUCAUGCCCUAACUUAUCUUCAUCUAUACGCAGAAAAGCCAAUCAUCCAUCGAGACGUGAAGUCAUCCAACAUUCUUCUGACAGAAAGUAUGAGAGCCAAAGUUGCUGAUUUCGGAUUUGCCAGGCUUGGCCCAAUGGAUACCGAUCGAACACACAUUUCGACAAAAGUGAAAGGAACUGUUGGCUACCUAGACCCGGAGUACAUGAAAACAUAUCAACUCACAGUCAAAAGUGAUGUCUACUCAUUUGGGAUAUUACUUAUAGAAAUUGUGACAGGUCGCCGUCCAGUGGAGCUGAAGAGACCGGUUGAAGAGCGAGUCACUCUCAGAUGGGCAUUCAAAAAGUUGAAUGAAGGACUAACGAUGGAAUUGAUUGAUCCUGUGAUAGAGGAGACUGUAGAUGCAGACGUAUUGAUGAAAAUAUUUGAUUUGGCUAUCCAGUGUGCAGCCCCAGUUCGAGCUGAUCGGCCAGACAUGAAAACCGUGGGAGAGCAGCUGUGGACAAUACGAGCGGACUACCUUAAAAGUCUCAAAAGAGAGUAGUGGCAUUGCAAGAGGCAUCCCCAUCCCUCCCUCUGAUUCAAUCAGAGCUGUAUUGAACUGCCCUGUAAAAAGUAUAUUUGGCUCGAGGACACGGUUUGGUUUUCAUAUAUGCCUUUUCCUCAGCGUCAUUCUUAACUCCAAAACAUUAGAUACUUGUACGUUGAGAACAUUGGUAUCCGAUAAAGUUGUGAUUGAAAGAUGGAAAGACUAAUUCGCUCAUU
Molecule: messenger RNA, 2536 nt
Organism: Argentina anserina (silverweed cinquefoil)
Lineage: Eukaryota; Viridiplantae; Streptophyta; Magnoliopsida; Rosales; Rosaceae
Product: calmodulin-binding receptor-like cytoplasmic kinase 3
Exons: 8
Coding region: 717-2315 (532 amino acids)
Biological process (GO): protein phosphorylation
Molecular function (GO): ATP binding; protein kinase activity
Source: RefSeq, a predicted model, not a curated record